This is a messenger RNA of Sphenostylis stenocarpa, 417 nucleotides long. The record is from the annotation of a GenBank genome assembly. Lineage: Eukaryota; Viridiplantae; Streptophyta; Magnoliopsida; Fabales; Fabaceae.
AUGGCCACAAAUUCCACUUUUAUGUGUUCUAAGAGGAUAAGGUUUUGGAAUUUUGGAUCAAAGUUCUUUGUGAUUGUGAGUUGGCCUCCUCACUUGGGCACCCACAGAUUUCAAAUGGAAAAACCAACUUACAUUGCAGUUAUUCCCAGCGUAGGGUUCAGCCACUUGGCUCCCAUUCUUCAUUUCUCAAAGCGACUUGUUGAGCUCCAUCCACAUUUCCAUGUCACAUGCAUUGUUCCCUCCAUUGGCUCUCUCCCAACUAACUCAAAAGCUAUCCUCCAAACUCUUCCACCAAACGUCAACCCCGUUCUUCUUCCACACCGCUCAACCUCAAUGACCUUCCACAAGGGCUUUCCAUUGUGGCCCAAAUCCAUCAAGCUAUGCGUCUCACCAUGCCAUCGAUCCAUCGGACCCUAA